AUGUUGUCUCUUCAAGCUUUUCUCUGUAUUCCUCUUAUUACCUUUUAUUUCUCACUUCUCCACUUUGUCCAUCUAAACUCAGCUAAUUCGGAUUCGAACUCUGGUCUCUGCACUCCUUACCCAUGCAACCAACCGCCUCAACCGCCUUCCUCUACGGGGUACUCUCCAUACGGUAAUCCUCCUCCACCGCCUUCACUGUCAUCACCUUCACAGUCAUCACCGCCUCCACCGCCUUCACUUUCAUCACCUGCAGAGUCAUCACCGCCUCCACCGCCGCGUUCACAGUCACACUGUCCUCCUAUUCCGCCGACAGGCUGUUGCAACCAACCGCCACCUUCUACGUAUUAUUCUCCUCCGUAUCCUUACUUUUAUACUCCUCCUUAUCCUUACGGUACUCUCGGCGGAGGAGGAAGCGGUGGCAGCCAAGGACAAGGAGGAGGAGGAGCUGGAGGUGGCGUAACUGGAGCAGCGGUGGCUUACUAUUCUUCUUCUUCCGUGCCGGUUUAUAUUUUCAUGCUUUUGUUAUCUUGUGCCUUUGUGGUCUUCUAG
Messenger RNA from Thlaspi arvense, 549 nucleotides. The record is from the annotation of a GenBank genome assembly. Lineage: Eukaryota; Viridiplantae; Streptophyta; Magnoliopsida; Brassicales; Brassicaceae.